UGCUCAGCUCUGCCUCCACCGGCUCAGUCAGCUCGCAACAACCCUGCAGCUUGCUUCACCAUCACCCUCCCUCCAUGGCCGACCGCGUCCACCCCGUGCCGGCGCCUCCGCCUCGACGACCCGAUCAACCACCCGCCGACGCCGACGACGAAGCCCCUGCCACCGGUACCGCCGCCGCGGCGGCCACGGAGACCACGCCGCUGCACCCGUCCUUCAACCGCCUGCCCUCGCCGCCGCCCGGCACCUACAUCGUCCAGGUGCCCAAGGACCAGGUCCUCCGCGUCCCGCCCCCGGACCGCGCGCGCCGCUACAAGAAGCUCGCCGCGCGCCCGGCCCGGCGCCGCCUCCUCCGCCGCGCCUGCUGCUGCUCCUGCGCUGCGCUCCUGCUCCUGCUCCUCCUCGCCGCGGCCUUCGCCGGCGCGAUCUACCUCGUCUUCCGCCCCCGCGCGCCCACCUUCUCCGUCGCCUCCCUCUCCAUCCGCGGCCUCGACGGCGCCCCCUCGUCGUCGUCCGCGCUCUCCCCGGAGCUCGACGCCACCGUGCGCGCGGACAACGGCGCGAACAGGAAGGUCGGCGUCGACUACCGCGGCGGCGGGAGCGUUACGGUCUCCUACGCCGGGCAGCGGCUCGCCGCGGGGCCGUGGCCCGCGUUCCGGCAGGCGCCGCGGAACGCGACGGUGUUCGCGGCGGCGAUGAGGGGCCGGGGCGUGCGGCUCAGCGAGGAGCAGGCGAGGCGGCUCGCGGCGGAGCGGGCCGCGGGCGCCGUGCCGCUGGCGGUGGAGGCGAGGGUGCCCGUGCGGCUGCGGUUCGGGAAGGUGCUGCGGACGUGGACGGUGGACGUGAAGGCGCGGUGCGACGUGGCCGUGGACAGGCUGGAGGGGGACGCGGCGGCGGUGAACAGGGGGUGCAGGGUCAGGGUCAGGCCGCUCUGGUGGUGGUGGUGAUCGCCGCCGCCGGCGCCGGCGCUCCUGUCCACAUGCAUGGUUAAUGCCGCCUAAUUAAUAUAAACGGCUAGUGAUGAAUUACUACUCCGUAUUAGCAGCAACGGUGUACUAUUGAACACAGAGACUAGUAGCAGUAGAAGGUUGCCUGUGGAGUAAAUUUGUUUCAAAACAAAAUUCUAGAGAAAAUUUUUGGGGUGUGGGUGUAUGUGUACAAUAUUUCAUAUUUGGAGAUGAUGAUGUGAAGAAGGAAGGCUAUUGUCAGUAAUUCAGUACAUACACAGAAUGCUCUACGCGCGGGUUGCAUCAUCACAUGUAAAUGGUGAAAUUAUUUUAUGUUACUGUACAGAACAUAAGUAAA
Messenger RNA from Panicum hallii, 1302 nucleotides. RefSeq names its product NDR1/HIN1-like protein 13. The coding region runs from base 75 to 944 and encodes 289 amino acids. The transcript has a single exon. Gene Ontology annotation, cellular component: plasma membrane. Lineage: Eukaryota; Viridiplantae; Streptophyta; Magnoliopsida; Poales; Poaceae. The record is from RefSeq and is a predicted model, not a curated record.